GAUGUUCUAGGAUCAGACAGCUAAUAAAUGUGGGAGAUGUCACAGAACCCUAGACUUUCUAACCUAAAGCCACCUCGUUCCACUUUACCAUAGUGGAAUAUCAUGGCAGAACCAUAACUAGGAAUUCUUGUGCCUGUGGCAAAUUCAGUUUAGGGUGGAAGAGGGGAGCAGAGAAGUGCCGAGAACAGCUUAACUCUGUAUGCAGGCAUUCUGAAAGAGGAGGAAGCCCAUCCCUUAGAGAAUCCAGCCAUAGAGGCACAUAUACUCAACUGUGUGUAGAGAGGCCCAUUUUCAGAUGAACAGUUAAUAAUAUCAUUAUCACAAUUAUUUUUCUCUUGAGCCAAAAUUUUUCGGGUAUCUCAUUGAAUUCUAUAUCUAGUACUUUUUUAUUGAUAAUCCUUCAAGAAGGUAGGGACUACAGCUGUGAUUUCAUAGAUAUAAGGAACACCCAGGUAAGGAAACUCUCUCUACCAAUGCAGGUUGGCACCUUUUGUGGCAACUUGCAAACUUAGAGCACUGGGUCCUUGCCUAGAACAUUCAGAGGAUAAGUGACUUGCCCGCUUUCUCGCUUCCUGGCCAUCUUAGCGGCAGGUCUCUGGCUGAGGGUCCUCCCGCACCGCAGGCAGGAAUAUGGUGGCUGCAAAGAAGACGAAAAAGUUGCUGGAGUCCAUCAACUCGAGGCUCCAGCUGGUGAUGAAAAGCGGCAAAUAUGUGCUAGGCUACAAACAGACCCUGAAAAUGAUCAGACAAGGCAAAGCCAAAUUGGUCAUCUUGGCCAACAACUGCCCAGCCUUGAGGAAAUCAGAGAUUGAAUAUUACGCUAUGUUGGCCAAAACUGGCAUACAUCACUACAGUGGCAACAACAUUGAAUUGGGUACAGCAUGGGGGAAGUACUACAGAGUUUGUACACUGGCUAUCAUUGAUCCAGGUGAUUCUGAUAUCAUUAGAAGCAUGCCAGAACAGACCAGUGAAAAGUAAACUGUACAAAAGUAUUCUUUAAUAAACUGGCCAAAGCUUGUUUAAAAAAAAAAAAUAA
This is a messenger RNA of Dromiciops gliroides (monito del monte), 1036 nucleotides long. RefSeq names its product 60S ribosomal protein L30-like. Gene Ontology annotation, cellular component: cytosolic large ribosomal subunit. Lineage: Eukaryota; Metazoa; Chordata; Mammalia; Microbiotheria; Microbiotheriidae. Gene Ontology annotation, molecular function: RNA binding; structural constituent of ribosome. The transcript has a single exon. Bases 631 to 978 code for a protein of 115 amino acids. The record is from RefSeq and is a predicted model, not a curated record.